UAUCUCUCUAUUCUUCUUCUUUCUAAUUAACCUCUCCUUCUCAUGGCUUCUCCCAUCUCAAAUUCUUCUUCAACUCUCUACAGCUUAUUUUUCUUUGGCCUCUUGCUUUCAUUUUCGUUUGCUGGUCGUGCUCGAGCUAACCCCAAUUACCGAGACGCCUUGGCUAAGUCGAUAUUGUUUUUUGAAGGACAACGCUCCGGUAGGAUCCCGGCUAACCAACGGAUCACUUGGAGGUCCAACUCCGGCCUCUAUGAUGGUGAACUUGCUCAUGUGGAUUUAACCGGCGGCUACUACGACGCCGGCGACAAUGUAAAAUUCAAUCUUCCGAUGGCUUUCACAACCACAAUGCUUUCAUGGGGAGCACUCGAGUACGGGGCGCGUAUGGGUAGCGAAUUAGGCAACACACGAGCCGCCAUCCGUUGGGCCACCGAUUACCUUCUCAAGUGCGCGACCGCCACUCCAGGCAAGCUCUACGUCGGCGUGGGAGACCCUCACGCCGACCACAAGUGCUGGGAACGGCCUGAGGACAUGGAUACUGUUCGAACCGUAUACUCUGUUUCUGCCGGGAACCCAGGAUCGGAUGUUGCCGGAGAGACCGCGGCCGCACUGGCCGCCGCGUCGUUGGUGUUCCGACGAGUUGAUAGGAAGUAUUCACGGGUGUUGCUGGCGACGGCGAAGAAGGUGAUGGAAUUUGCGUUGGAGCACCGUGGAUCGUAUAGUGAUUCGCUUUCCUCUGCUGUUUGUCCUUUUUAUUGCUCUUAUUCCGGAUAUAAGGAUGAAUUGGUGUGGGGAGCAGCAUGGCUUCUAAGAGCAACAAAUGAUGUUAAAUACUUCAAUUUGUUGAAGUCAUUGGGAGGUGAUGAUGUGACUGAUAUCUUUAGUUGGGACAACAAAUUUGCUGGUGCUCAUGUCCUUUUGUCUAGGCGGUCGUUAUUAAACAACGACAAGAACUUUGAUUUGUACAAACAAGAAGCUGAGGCAUUCAUGUGCCGAAUUCUACCAAAUUCUCCCUCCUCCAGUACCAAAUACACUCAAGGGAGAUUGAUGUUCAAGUUGCCAGAAAGUAACCUCCAAUAUGUGACAUCCAUAACGUUUUUGCUCACCACAUAUUCCAAAUACAUGUCUGCAGGCAAACACACAUUCAACUGUGGCAACCUUGUCGUUACUCCAGCUUCCCUGAAAAACCUUGCUAAGAUUCAGGUGGAUUAUAUAUUAGGAGUGAACCCAUUGAAAAUGUCAUACAUGGUGGGAUAUGGAAAAAACUUCCCAAAGAGAAUUCACCAUAGAGGAUCUUCGCUGCCUUCCAAGGCCACCCACCCUCAGGCUAUUGCCUGUGAUGGUGGCUUCCAACCCUUCUUCUAUUCCUACAACCCCAACCCUAAUAUCUUAAUUGGUGCUGUCGUCGGCGGCCCCAAUCAAAGUGAUGGCUUCCCUGACGAUCGCACUGAUUACAGCCACUCUGAACCUGCUACGUACAUCAAUGCUGCUCUUGUUGGACCUCUUGCAUUCUUCUCGGGCAAACAUUGAUUCAAAAAUACAUAUUGUAGUUUAGAGAUCAAUCACUUCUUACAUGUUGAAAGUACGAUCUCAUGUUAUAGUAAUGGUAAAUAUACAUGGCUAUGGCUAGAUUGAUCCCCAAAGGGUGGAUGGAAAUUAGUCUUUUCCUCUGUUUUUAUCUUUAACAGUUUGUCAUUGUUUUGUCCCAUCACCAAAAAGGAAUAUAUGUGACAAAGAUGGCAAAUCAAAUUAAAAGUUUACCUUUUUAGUUUCUUCUA
Cucumis melo (muskmelon) is the source of this 1775-nucleotide messenger RNA. RefSeq names its product endoglucanase 9. Lineage: Eukaryota; Viridiplantae; Streptophyta; Magnoliopsida; Cucurbitales; Cucurbitaceae. The transcript is spliced from 6 exons. Gene Ontology annotation, molecular function: hydrolase activity, hydrolyzing O-glycosyl compounds. Gene Ontology annotation, biological process: carbohydrate metabolic process. Bases 43 to 1527 code for a protein of 494 amino acids. The record is from RefSeq and is a predicted model, not a curated record.